AUGGACUGCGGGGUGCGGUUUGUAGCUGGCUGCCUUCUGUGCAUCGGACUCGUGGGGAACCCAAAUGGAAUCGCUGCAGCAGGCCCAAGUUUCCGAAGAAGCAGGCAACUUCCCUGUGUGUUUGAGACGAGCAAGACCAUUCCCCUGUCAAAAGAGACCGAGAUCAUCAGGCUGAAUGUCAGGCUCCUGCUGAGUGGAACUGGAUCAAAAGAUGGUCAAAGGUCUCAGCCAGAAAACCUUCCUCCAGACAAUAUCCCCUCAUUUAUUGUACAAGAGUCCUCGGUGGACAUUCUACAGUAUGCAAACGAGGAUAUCAACAUGCUUGACUGUAGGAUCAGCCCUUACUUUACAGCAGACACUCAGAUCAUCUGGCCUGGGAGAGAAAUCAGAGCCAGCAGUUUGGACUCCUGGUUCACGUGUACCAUAAAACACACAGCUGGAAAAUACACAACUACAGCCUUCCUUGUGCAAGAGCAGAAAGAAGAGAACCCAAAUCCUGGACAGCUUUUCCCAGGCAUUGCAGAGCGAUUGCAUGUUUCAGCGCGGCUCCUGCUGCGCACAGCGCCUGCCCGCCUGCGCUUAGCCCUGGCCAAGGACGUCCGGCUGGACUGCGCCUUCUCCGUGGACCACCGGGCAGAUGUGACCAUCCAGUGGGUGCUGCAGCGGAAAGGGGGGCACAAACAGCGCCUGUUCACUUACAGUGGAUCCAGCAAGCAGGUGGAACAUGUGGGGCACCGGGUUGAGGUGGCCCUGGAGGAAAUCCCCAAGGGAAACGCUUCCCUGUUACUCAGAAACACGGAAAUGAGAGAUGAAGGAACCUACUCUUGCCUGGUGUCAGUGGCUUCUCUCACUGGGGAACAGACAAUCCAGCUGCAAAUAGAAGAAAAACCCACGGUGACCGUCAGCGUUAACUCCCUGUCCCUGAUUGAAGGAGAGCAGCACAAGCUGGUCUGCAAUAUCAGGCACUACUACCCACACAACAUCCAGGCUCAGUGGCUCCGGGAGUCGAAGCACUCCUGGAAGGUGCCCGAGAUCAUGAAGAACGUUCUCUCGAGCAGCCACCGGCAGAGCAGCAAUGGCACCUACAGCUCCUCCACAUACUUCGUGCUCACAGCGUCCCUGAAGGACGAUGGCCAUAAGUACACGUGCCGGGUAGACCACCCGAGCCUGCAGUCCCCCAUCAGGAGAAGCGUGACAGUGGAGGUGAGAGAAGCUACCUCCACCGCCUGGCUGCUGCUCCUCCUCAGCCUCGCCGUGUGCCUCAUGGGCGCCCUUUGGUACCAUCACAAAGGGCUGCAGCCUUUUCUUUUCAAACGGGUGAAUUACACGCACAAGUGGGAGCACUACGUGAACCGAAGUGCGAGGCUGUCAGAAACUACGUAA
Gavia stellata (red-throated loon) is the source of this 1383-nucleotide messenger RNA. RefSeq names its product tapasin-related protein-like. The record is from RefSeq and is a predicted model, not a curated record. The transcript has 8 exons. The coding region runs from base 1 to 1383 and encodes 460 amino acids. NCBI's taxonomy places the organism in Eukaryota, Metazoa, Chordata, Aves, Gaviiformes, Gaviidae.